GGCGCAAGAAUCCCGCAAGAAGAAAGAGCCACUCUCCUUUUUUCCAACCUGAUGAGAACGGAGUGAAGCCGAAAGCAUUUUCAAGUCUUUGAUUUAGGUCAUAUGGCAGCCAGCGACAGCCAUCACCGCUCCACCUGAGCUCUGCAACUUUACUUUGAAGGCGGAUUUUCUUCCUUCUUCUUCUUCUUCUUCUUCUUCUUCUUGCCGCUCAAGUUUUUCCUCACAGCCAGAUCUCUGUCAGGGAGCGCAAGGAGGCAGGGCUGCGUUCCAAUUCAUUAAAGCUCACAUUGUAGACGGAGAAGGGUGUCUUUCUGUGCUGGCCCGGACCUCGUUUCAACCCCUAAACGUCCUGCCUGAGUUUGUGAGGAUCACCACCAUCACCACUUUACCAGGAUGAGGCAUGUAUCUCCGCACUGGCUGAGGGACGUGUCCCUGCUCCUGCUGCUCCAGACCGCAACCUCCAUGGUGAUGCUUUCAAACUCCACAGGCUGGGAGCGGAUCCUGGACAAGUAUCUGGAUGAGAAGGGGGAUUGGUGGGAGGCCAAGCAGAGGGGGAAGAGGGCCAUUACCGACAGUGACGCUCAGCUCAUCCUGGAUCUUCACAACAAGCUCAGAGGCCAGGUUUAUCCUCCCGCUUCUAACAUGGAGUACAUGGCCUGGGACACCGAGUUGGAGCGUACAGCAGAAGAGUGGGCAGAAACCUGUCUGUGGGAGCACGGUCCUGCAGGUUUACUGCCACAAAUUGGACAGAACCUGGGAGCACACUGGGGAAGGUAUCGUCCACCCACGUUCCACGUGCAGGCCUGGUAUGAUGAAGUGAAAGACUAUUCCUUCCCUUACCCUCAGGAGUGUAACCCCUAUUGCCCCUUCAGAUGUUCCGGCCCAGUUUGUACUCAUUAUACGCAGCUGGUUUGGGCCACCAGCAGUCGGAUAGGCUGUGCCAUCAACAUGUGUUACAACAUGAAUGUGUGGGGACAGAUUUGGGCCAAAGCCGUCUAUCUUGUCUGCAACUAUUCACCAAAGGGAAACUGGUGGGGCCAUGCGCCUUACAAACACGGGACUCCGUGCUCUGCCUGUCCUCCCAGCUAUGGAGGAGGUUGCAAGGACAACCUCUGCUAUAAAGAUGACAGCUCCUACCCUCCACAAGAGGAAACGGAAGAAAACAACUUCAUCGAGCCGGAGGCCCCCCGUACUCCGCAAAAGCCCCGGUCUAGGGCCCCUAAGCCUGAGCCUCCCAGUCUCCCCACCCCAGCCCCCACCAAGCCCCCCACGGUGGACCUGCAGAAGAAUGAAGUGGUGAACACACAUCAGAUGUCUCAGCUUGUGACCUGUGAUACUAAGCUUCGAGAUCAGUGUAAAGGAACACCAUGUAAUAGAUAUGAGUGCCCAGCUGGGUGCCUAGAUGCUACUGGAAAAGUAGUUGGGACAGUAUACUAUGAAAUGCAAUCCAGUGUGUGCAGAGCUGGUUUACAUGCUGGUGUCAUAGAUAAUGAUGGAGGAUGGAUGGAUGUAACAAGACAAGGCAGAAAGGACUUUUUCAUCAAAUCCAACAAGAACGGAGUCCAGUCUGUAGGAAAAUAUCAAAGUGCUAAUUCCUUCACAGUUUCCAGAGUAGCAGUCAAAGCCAUCACAUGUGAAACCACCGUUGCACUGCUCUGUCCAUACCAAAAGCCUGCAAAACAUUGCCNUAGGUUAUAUUGCCCGAAACACUGUUUAGAAGAGAAUCCUCACAUAUCCAGAGUAAUUGGUACCAGAAUAUACUCUGAUAAGUCCAGUAUAUGCCGAGCAGCGGUCCAUGCUGGAGUAAUCAAGAAUGAUGUGGGUGGUUACAUUGAUGUGAUGCCGGUGGACAAGCGGAAACACUACAUUGCUUCAUACCAAAAUGGCAUUUUCUCAGAGAGCCUUCAAAACCCUCCUGGAGGGAAGGCGUUCCGGGUGUUCGCUGUGAUUUGAGUGCCCCAGAGGGGCGGCUUCACCAAACAGAAAGCGCACUUGGGCUGUUGAAUAGGCGGUAAUCAAGUCCUGUUGUCAAACUCAAUGACUGAAAUGUUUCUGGCUUUGCUACACUUCAGGGGUUAGAGGUCGUCUCCAUGACAGCAUAAAACCCAGCAACAAAAACGUAACACAUACACAAUGAGCAACUGUCUGUCUCACUCGCAUGGAGGUUUCAUUUUGUCAUCUUUAACGGGAAAUUUUCUGUACUGUAAAUAUCUCUGAAUAUUUUGUUGUACAUAUUUGUUAAUAGUAUUACACUUGUUUUGUCUUCGUGCCAUUGCCUUGCCUUUCUAACAAAUAGCUGUGUAUGAAUACUGAUAAUAAAACUUCCAUGAUAUAACAAUAUAAUGGCACUUAAGGAUGAAUAUCAUUUUUAUUGUAUUAAGUCUGGCACAUUUUAGUGGUGCUCUGGAGAGGUUUCUUGUCAUAUUUUGUACUUUUGUAAUGAGUGGGGAACAAAUUGUUAAGCAUUUAUUUUUAUAUGAUUAUGCUUUAUAUCAAUAUGAUUUAUAAAGGAUGCUGCUAUAUAUUUUUUGUAUUGUUAUUGUAAUUGCCAGUGUGAUGGGUUUUGUUUGUUUGGUUAUUUUUCAAGAUAAUAUGGUUCAGUUAAAACUCCCUGCAGGUCGGGAAGUACACUCAUUCUUUCAACAAAACCUAUGUGCCCGACUUCAUCAUGCAUCACAUUUUACUGGAUGUCGCAACCCCAAAGAUGUUUUCAGGUCAUAUAUAUAUUAAUUUCCCUUUAUGGACAUGAUAAACAAUACUAUACAACAGUUUUAUUUCAUACAGGGAUUUUAAAUCAACAGAUAUAAUUGUUCAUAUUUUUUACCAGCUCUCAGCUUUCUUUCAAGCUGCAAUCAGUAUAAUGAGCAAUUAAUUGUACUUUUUUCAUUGUUUCUCUAAGCGUUAUAUGUAUUUUCCUACCUCAAGUUGUUAGGAAAAGUCCC
This is a messenger RNA of Morone saxatilis (striped sea-bass), 2942 nucleotides long. RefSeq names its product cysteine-rich secretory protein LCCL domain containing 1a (gene crispld1a). The record is from RefSeq and is a predicted model, not a curated record. The transcript has 15 exons. Gene Ontology annotation, cellular component: extracellular region. NCBI's taxonomy places the organism in Eukaryota, Metazoa, Chordata, Actinopteri, Moronidae. The coding region runs from base 394 to 1953 and encodes 519 amino acids.